Paramacrobiotus metropolitanus is the source of this 1357-nucleotide messenger RNA. Its product is annotated as somatostatin receptor type 5-like. Gene Ontology annotation, biological process: G protein-coupled receptor signaling pathway. Gene Ontology annotation, molecular function: G protein-coupled receptor activity. Gene Ontology annotation, cellular component: membrane. Bases 269 to 1357 code for a protein of 362 amino acids. The record is from RefSeq and is a predicted model, not a curated record. Lineage: Eukaryota; Metazoa; Tardigrada; Eutardigrada; Parachela; Macrobiotidae. The transcript is spliced from 2 exons.
GCGCUUCAUCGCUUUGUCAUGUAGCAAAUUUUGAUCAUGUUUGCAGUCCAUUCGACUUCGCAGUUAUCGUCAUGGUCGACAUUUAGUACAACAACCAUAAUAUAGAUCUUCAGAUAUAAUACAAUUUCAAGUUUCCAUGUGCAUCCUCUUUGUGUCUUUCGGAGUCACUUAUUCCGAUAAUUUUGAAUUACAGAUGAGGUUUCAUUUAUCUACGGUAUAAAAACGAUUUCUUUCCCUUAUAAAGUGUCCGUAAUAACUGACAAUUAACAUGAACUUUUCCAAUAUUUCUGUAAAUGGAUCUUUUCCCGGUGCGUCCCCGGCAUGGAUUCGUUAUCACUCAGCCUUUACGGCUUGGUUUGCCAGUAAUCUGUUUGUGGGAUUAUCAGGCGGUAUUCUCUCCAUGAUCCUAGCUGCAUCGAUAUUUUUUCAUCGACAAGUUCACUGGGGCUGCCAAGUGCUGAUAAUUCAUUUGCUACUGAUCCAGGCUAUAACUUGUGGAGGCUUCGUCAUAACCCUAUCCUUCACAAUGUACUUUCCCGGACUCCAAAUUGGUCCAACCGGAUGUACCUAUUUUUACUUUGGAUUAUUAUGGGUUGUGGAUGCCGGUCAGUGGUCGCAGUGUUUCCUGGCGGUGAACCGCCUUAUUGCCAUUGUAAAUCCCCAUAGGUAUGCCGCCUGGAGGACGCGCCGUGUUAUCAUUUUAAUUAUAGUCCUCGGCUGGUUGGUUCCCUUUACGGCCAAUCUUCCCAUAAUCCUGGAAAUUGUUGGAAAGAUCGUCGUGACCUUUGCCCCAUGGCGGGGAUGUAAUUAUCGCAAUCCGUUGAACGCUGCUUCGAUGAUCUUGUUUACGAUUGGGUUAUAUUUGCCGAUUGGCCUGACCUUUCUGUGCUACUUCACAAUUAUGUUGGUAGAAAUUCGCAACAGGUUUUGCGGUGGUCGUAAGGUAGGGAACAGCGACGAGGUGGCCCUAGUGGGUAAUUUAAAGCUUAUGAAAAGGCGAUUGAUAAUUGUAAAGAUGUUGUUUGCGUCUACGAUGUGGUUCACAGCUAGUUAUCUGCCGUAUAUCGUCAGUCUUACAUAUUUUCAAGGAAUUCAUGCGCAAAAUCCAACCCUUGUACUGUGGCUCCGAUUGCUUUAUUACACUGGAUGCGCUGGAUUACCGGUGACUUUCCUCAUCAUGUGUAAAGAUUACCGGCAUGCAGUUACAGUGAUGCUUCUGAAAUUGUUUUCUUUCAAGCACACCGUCAUCCCGCCCAAGAAAAGCUCAACACAACAAAAUACCAUAAGCUUAAAGGAAACAAAAAGGCCACAGCUUCUCAAUUUCCAGAGAAGUCAGUAUCGCGAAUCCUCUUGCUGA